This is a messenger RNA of Danio rerio (zebrafish), 2868 nucleotides long. RefSeq names its product kelch-like ECH-associated protein 1a (gene keap1a). Gene Ontology annotation, cellular component: nucleus; cytoplasm. NCBI's taxonomy places the organism in Eukaryota, Metazoa, Chordata, Actinopteri, Cypriniformes, Danionidae. The record is from RefSeq and is marked provisional. Gene Ontology annotation, biological process: cellular response to xenobiotic stimulus; cellular response to prostaglandin stimulus; ubiquitin-dependent protein catabolic process.
AGAGCGAGUACGCGCCUGCUUCACAGUCAGUUGACAGCUGGAAGGCAGAGAAGCUUCGCGCAUAACAAACUUUCGAUUAUGUUUUUAGUUUUUUGCUUUGAGGUUUUACGCGCCAAAAAGAGCAAGGUUUAGUUUGUAAAUGCGAGCGGAGGGCAUUCCCCUCCUCGAGUAUCAAAUUCUUGUAUUAAUUCGAGCAGGAUCAGUCUUUGUGUAAACAGUCUAUGUUUACAGGACGUAAGUGGAAGUAAGUGAAGUACUGUCACCGGUUCCUGAUAUAAGGGUGAAAAGAGCACAUCCUUCUCAGAGGAUAAUAACCUUUUGGAAGAAAAGAAUAUUGCAUUUUUAUUGCAUGCGCUUACAAUAAUUUGUAAGACAACUUCACUUUUACAAUCUCAAGAGGAUAAAAUUGGAUCUGUAAUUGAUGAAAAGUAGCUUUCGUUUGAUUUAAAGGAAGCAACGCUUUAAUAUCCUUUUACACUGUGGAUAUUUCAACAAUGCCAACCUGGCUGGAGACAGAAUCUUGUUAUAGUGGACUUCUAACCAGACAGAAGAAACAUGGCUCUCUGUCCUUAAACGAUAAUCAGUUGUGCCUGUAUUUCUUCAUGGCACGUGGAUGGGUAUAGACAUUGUUCUGCUGCAUUUGCCAUUCAUUUUCUACUCAUAACAAUUGACAAUCAAGCUCUUGGAGAAUGAUAUGUCCAAGAAAGAAGAGGCCCAUCAAAGAUGAGGAUUUCUCCGCCAUCGUGGUCCCCUCCAUGAGGGGUCACGGUUACUUGGAUUACACGGUUGAAAGUCAUCCGUCUAAAGCUCUGCAGAACAUGGACGAGCUGCGUCAUCAUGAAAUGCUGUGUGAUCUGGUUCUGCAUGUCACAUACAAGGACAAGAUAGUGGAUUUUAAGGUGCAUAAGCUGGUUCUGGCCGCCUCCAGUCCUUACUUCAAAGCCAUGUUCACCAGCAACUUCAAGGAGUGCCACGCGUCGGAAGUCACCCUUCGAGACGUUUGUCCUCAAGUCAUCAGCCGUCUCAUUGACUUUGCCUACACCUCGCGCAUCACAGUUGGCGAGACCUGCGUUCUUCACGUCCUCUUGACCGCCAUGCGCUACCAAAUGGAAGAAGUGGCCAAAGCCUGCUGCGAUUUCCUCAUGAAGAACCUGGAGCCAUCCAAUGUCAUCGGCAUCUCGAGAUUCGCUGAGGAGAUCGGCUGCACUGACCUACACCUUCGCACCAGAGAGUAUAUCAACACUCACUUCAAUGAGGUAACCAAAGAAGAAGAGUUCUUCAGCUUGUCCCAUUGCCAGCUGCUUGAGCUGAUCAGUCAGGACAGUCUGAAGGUGCUCUGCGAGAGCGAGGUCUACAAGGCCUGCAUAGACUGGGUACGCUGGGACGCAGAGAGCCGUGCGCAGUACUUCCAUGCCCUCCUCAAUGCCGUCCACAUCUACGCCCUUCCACCCACUUUCCUCAAAAGACAACUGCAGUCCUGCCCCAUCCUCAGCAAGGCCAACUCCUGCAAAGACUUCCUAUCAAAGAUCUUCCAUGAAAUGGCUCUCCGAAAACCCCUGCCGCCAACACCUCAUCGUGGGACGCAGCUCAUUUACAUAGCGGGAGGUUACAAGCAACACUCUCUGGACACCUUGGAGGCCUUCGACCCGCACAAGAACGUCUGGCUCAAACUAGGUAGCAUGAUGUCUCCUUGUAGCGGGCUUGGGGCGUGUGUUUUGUUCGGGCUUCUUUAUACAGUCGGCGGACGCAAUCUCUCCCUGCAGAACAACACAGAGUCUGGAUCUUUGUCCUGCUACAACCCCAUGACUAACCAGUGGACCCAGCUGGCUCCGCUCAACACACCCAGAAACCGAGUGGGCGUCGGGGUCAUUGAUGGGAGCAUUUAUGCUGUUGGGGGUUCACAUGCCUCUACGCAUCACAACAGCGUCGAGAGGUAUGACCCAGAAACAAACCGCUGGACGUUUGUGGCCCCUAUGUCAGUGGCGCGACUGGGGGCCGGUGUGGCGGCAUGUGGAGGUUGCCUGUAUGUGGUAGGAGGGUUUGACGGGGACAACCGGUGGAACACAGUGGAGCGAUACCAACCAGACACCAACACCUGGCAGCAUGUGGCACCUAUGAACACAGUGCGCAGCGGGCUGGGGGUGGUGUGUAUGGAUAACUACCUCUAUGCAGUUGGAGGCUAUGAUGGACAAACCCAACUCAAAACCAUGGAGAGAUAUAACAUCACUCGAGAUGUGUGGGAACCCAUGGCUUCGAUGAACCACUGCCGCAGUGCACAUGGAGUCUCAGUCUACCAGUGCAAGAUUUUUGUGUUAGGUGGAUUUAACCAAGGUGGUUUCCUGUCCAGUGUGGAGUGCUACUGUCCCGCCAGUAAUGUAUGGACGCUUGUAACAGAUAUGCCCGUGGGACGCAGUGGAAUGGGUGUAGCCGUGACCAUGGAACCGUGUCCUGGUAUCCUGCCAGAGGAGGAGGAAGAAGUGGACGAGGAGAUGUGACAUUUCAUCGUGUGCCAUUUUAAAGACAGCACAUACUGCAAUUCCCUUCAAACUUGAUUGUGCAUGCACGAGAUGCCAAUGAGGACAAAUGUAUGUAAUUUCAGAUUGAUUUUAAAGUUUAUUUGGAUCAAUCCUCCCUCAGCUACAAAGUGUGUGCGAUUUAGAGAGAGCAACAUGGCUAAUCACUGGACUAAUGAAGUGGUGAUCACUGUAGCAGGACUUUAAAUGAAUAUCCUGUGACUGACGCACAGACACACGCACAAUUGUUUUGUCGAACUUCUGAAUGUGUAAUUUUGUGAGCUUGUUAUAAAUACUUUUCACAUCUGUAAAUGCACUGUUUAAUGUGCACACCUGAUAAAACACUCAAAUCGCA